AAGAAACCUAACAACAUAGACUUGGAAACUGGCAAGCUUUUAAGGUUUAGAUCCAGAAGCUAAGAGAGACUCUUUUUUAAACGGGCACAAGAUUUCUUCACAGCCAUGUUUCCACUGGUUCUCCUCUCAGGCUUUAUCACCUGCACCUUGUGUGUUCCACGUCAGUAUAUCUUUAUAAAUGAACCAAGACAUGGACAGAAGCUCAGAGCUACUGUAGAGAUAAAUACACUGAUCUGGUCACCGUUGAAAAUGAACAAGAGACGGUGAAGUUACUCAACACAGUGAAUGACUAUAACUCCACUGAUCUGGCCUGGAUUGGACUCUAUAAUGAUAUGAACAGUUGGAAAUGGACUCUAGAGGACAGUGAAUUCUUCACUCAGGAACAGAAACAGUUCAGGAACUGGUAUAAAGAAGAGCCAGUGAAUUAUGGAGGACAGAGUCAGUGUGUAGUCAUGUAUGGAGAGACUUGGUUAGCAACAACGUGCGAUAAGAGAUUGACUUUUAUCUGCUAUGACGGAAGACAGAAUGCCAGCACUAGUUAUGUUUGGGUUGAGCAACGCAAAAACUGGACUGAAGCUCAGAGUUACUGCAGAAAAUACCACACAGACAUUGUCAGUGUCAGAAAUGAAGCUGAAAACCAGAAGAUCCAAUUUUCAAUCAAGAAUUACUAUUACAAAUACUAUUAUUAUUAUAAUAAUAAUUAUUUUUAUUAUUAUUAUAAUUAUUAUAAAUAUUAUUAUUAUAAUUAUUAUAAUUAUCAUGAGGUUUGGAUUGGUUUGUACAGAACUAGAAUUUGGUCAGAUCAGAGUAACUCUGCAAUCAGUAACUGGAGGUCAGAAGAACCAAAUAAUGCUGGAAACAGUGAACACUGCACUGCUGUGUCAAUCAGUGACUCAGGCAAAAGGAUGGACGAAAACUGUGAUUAUUAUUUGCCUUUUCUUUGCUACAAUGUGUCCUCUUUGGCAUCAUCCCGUCAGUAUCACUUUAUAUCAGUGAAUAAGAGCUGGUCUGAAGCUCAGACAUACUGCAGACAGAAUUACAUUGAUCUGGCCACCAUUGAUAACAUGACAGAGAUGAACAGUGUGAUGAACACAGUUAAUGGGAGUUAUAAUGGAUCAGUCUGGAUUGGACAGUAUGAUGAUGUCAACAGCUGGAGAUGGUCACUGGAUGAUGAUGAUUUCUAUCAGGAAGGAGAGAGAGAAUUCAGAAACUGGUAUCAUGAACCGGAUAACUAUGGUGGAAAUGAACUGUGUGUUUAUAUGAAUUAUGAUGGCAAAUGGUUUGAUUCACCAUGUAAUAGCAUCCUAUCAUUUGUUUGCUUUGAUGGAAACAAUAACACACAGAAUUACAUCAGAGUUAAUGACAGAAGAAACUGGACAGAAGCUCAGAGAUACUGCAGAGAAUAUUACACAGAACUCGCUAAUGUGAGAAACCAGACAGAGAAUCAGAAGAUCCUGGAGAUCACAGGUGGUAACGUCUGGAUCGGUCUCUACAGGAACAGGAUUUGGUCAAAUGGUCAAAAUACCAAAUAUCUAAACUGGAGACCGGAAAUUACAUAUUCAUACCCACAACCAGAUAAUGGAUAUAGUGUUAAUGGCCAGGAGUAUAACCAGCACUGCACUGCUGUAUCAUUCAGAUAUUCAGGCAGAUGGACAGAUGAGAACUGCUUAUCCAACAUGCCCUUCAUCUGCUACAGUAGAACCUGCACACAAUCUUCAUGCAGUCACCGUCAGUAUCACUUUAUAUCAGUGAAUAAGAGCUGGUCUGAAGCUCAGACAUACUGCAGACAGAAUUACAUUGAUCUGGCCACCAUUGAUAACAUGACAGAGAUGAACAAACUCACUAAAACAGUUCGAGGAAUUUACUUUGGUUCAGUCUGGAUUGGACUGUAUGAUGAUCUUAAGAUCUGGAGAUGGUCUCUGGGAAACACAGAGUUAGGAGGAGGUUUUAAUAGCUGGUAUGUUCAGCAACUAAGAAACUGGAAUGGACAGAGUCUCUGUGUGUCCGUCUCAUGUUACAGAGGAAUAUGGCAUGAACAGUAUUGCUCCAGAUCACUUCCCUUUGUUUGCUAUGAUGGAAGACAGAAUGCCAGCACUAGUUAUGUUUUGGUUUAUCAAUACAAAAGCUGGACUGAAGCUCAGAGAUACUGCAGAGAAUAUCACACAGACCUUGUCAGUGUCAGAAAUGAGACUGAAAAUGAGAAGAUCCAAUUUCUCUUUCAGACCGAUAACAUUAGUAAUUCUGAUGUUUGGAUUGGUCUGUACAGAACUAGAUCUUGGUCAGAUCAGAGUAACUCUACAUUCAGUAACUGGAGGUCAGGAGAACCGAAUAAUGCUGGAAACAGUGAACACUGCACUGCUGUGUUAUUCAGUGACUCAAAAUGGACGGAUGAAAACUGCAAUUAUCAGUUACCUUUCAUUUGCUACAGUCUGUCCUCUUUGGCAUCAUCCCGUCAGUAUCACUUUAUAUCAUUGAAUAAGAGCUGGUCUGAAGCUCAGACAUACUGCAGACAGAAUUACAUUGAUCUGGCCACCAUUGAUAACAUGACAGAGAUGAACAGUGUGAUGAACACAGUUAAUGGGAGUUAUAAUGGAUCAGCCUGGAUUGGACAGUAUGAUGAUGUCAACAGCUGGAGAUGGUCACUGGAUGAUGAUGAUUUCUAUCAGGAAGGAGAGAGAGAAUUCAGAAACUGGUAUCAUGAACCAGACAACUAUUAUGGAAAUGAACUGUGUGCUUAUAUGUUGAAUGAUGGAAGCUGGUUUGAUCUAUCAUGUGACUAUUCCUUACCAUUUGUUUGCUAUGAUGGAACAGGAAACACCUCCCAGAGGUAUGUUUGGGUAAAUCAGUCCCGGUCCUGGAGUGAAGCUCAGAGAUACUGCAGACAGUUUUACACAGAUCUGGCCAUCGUGAGAAAUGAGACAGAACAUCUACAGAUACUAAACGUUACAGUUUCUUAUUAUUAUUAUGGGUGGAUUGGUCUGUACAGAAACAGACUGUGGUCAGAUCAGAGCAACUCUUCUUUCACAUACUGGCUGGCUGGGACACCACAUGUUUCUCCACAACCAGAUAAUGGUUUAUAUGUCAAUGGACUUCUGGGAGCUCAACAUUGUACUGCUGUGUCUUUACAAUCUUUUGGCCAGUGGACAGAUGAGAGCUGCUUUGAGCGUUUGCCUUUCUUCUGUUAUGGAGGUGAGAUCAUCCUCCUUUCCAGAUCUUGAAAUCAGAGCGUAAACAUCACACGGUUCAAAGAGAAUCAGCAGGAUGAACAUAUAUUAAAAUAAAUCACAUUGUCUUUGUCUAGUAAAUUUAGUAACUUUUUAUGUGACCAUUUCUCUGUUUUUUUUCCGGUGCACUUCAUGAUCAUUCCUCCAACCGACACAAUCAGAUAAAUAUGUGUCGGGAUUACGUGUGAAAUUUAUGGGCAAGGAAACUCUGUCACAGUCAGAUAUUGAAGUCCUGAUUACGCAAUUCCAGGAAGAAUUUAUGAGACAUGGACCUCCCGAUAACUUCACCAUGGGUUUGAGAAACUAUCGUAAAAUCGCUCCAUGAGAGAUGACAGCAUUCCUCAACACACACACACAUUGAUGCAUUUUUGUAGACACUUUUUCUGAAGCAACUUCCAAAGCAUUCAGACAUUAGAUCAGGAUGUGUACUCCCAUCUUGCUAUACUGCACAUGUAUCAGUUUUACCAAGAUUGUAAUACAGUACUAUGUGCUCAUUUUUUGAUUUUUUUUUCUUUUGUUUCUUUUAUUGCUGAAAUUGUUUGAUAGAGUCUAUACAGUUGUCUACAGCCAUAAAGAUCACUAUCAUAAAUAACAGAAAUCUGGUGAAGGUCCUUAUAAUAUACCGUAUAAUGUUUUUUGAUGUAAAUGCUUUUAACAUGCUGUUUGUAAUGGAGGUAAGAAAAUACAUAUACUGUGUGUCCAUUAAUAUAUUGUCAGUCUUUGAGUUUGUGGAUCAUUAUUGGGGUAAGACAAAAUAAAUGUUAUUUGAUAAACAGUGCGGUAGAAAGUGACGUCAGCACAUUUUCAAAAUGGUCGCUUUCUCCCUGAAUUCCUUCUGACUCAUAGAAAAGUCUUCUUGUUACAAACCUUGUCGCUGCAGUGACACAACGUCCACCAUACAUAAAUUCAUGAACAGAUGUACAAGGAAAUACACAUUCACAUUUACCUCUAUGCAGUGACAGCAGAACAUGUUUGGCGUAAUAGAAGUGGACUCUUGUUGACAUGAUUUGGAACUGAGCAAGC
Molecule: messenger RNA, 4247 nt
Organism: Triplophysa dalaica
Lineage: Eukaryota; Metazoa; Chordata; Actinopteri; Cypriniformes; Nemacheilidae
Product: macrophage mannose receptor 1-like
Exons: 11
Coding region: 333-3218 (961 amino acids)
Source: RefSeq, a predicted model, not a curated record